This is a messenger RNA of Cannabis sativa, 1635 nucleotides long. RefSeq lists its product as uncharacterized. Gene Ontology annotation, molecular function: double-stranded DNA binding. The record is from RefSeq and is a predicted model, not a curated record. Lineage: Eukaryota; Viridiplantae; Streptophyta; Magnoliopsida; Rosales; Cannabaceae. Gene Ontology annotation, biological process: regulation of DNA-templated transcription; chloroplast organization. The coding region runs from base 293 to 1471 and encodes 392 amino acids. The transcript has 2 exons. Gene Ontology annotation, cellular component: chloroplast.
UUUAAAAAAUAUCACUGAUCAAUCAUAAAGUGUUAUCUAUAAAAAGUACUUGAACCACUAAUACUCAGCUGCUUCAUUUUAAAAGAUAGAGCACUCUAACUCAUUCUCUUCAUUGUGAAAAUCUGAGUAGAAAGACCCUCCUCCAAGAUAGAUUUUGGAUUGUAACAAUGGUGAAUAUGCUGCUACAAAAACAUAAAGCCAAUCACUUGAAGAUAGGCACACCAAGUGUUUGACAAAAUGCCUCUAAGAAACUUUUUUUGUGUUUAGUUUUGUUCAUUGAAAUUUCCUUUCAAUGGUGGCCCAUGUAACUUGUUCUCGUUUAAUCUCCUCUUCACUAUUCAAUUUGGAACAUUUCACCCCCAACAACCCAACUAGAAGUAUUCUCUGUCAUUUUUUCUCAUCUAAAAUUUCACCCCCAACAAUCCAAAACUCUAAUUUAGCUCUAGUCAAUUGCCUUAUACAUACAUUCAAACUCACUAAAGCUCAAGCCUUUGCUAUCUCAGUUCCUUUCUCAUCACUUAAAUCCCCUCAUAAGCUUCAAUCAGCUCACAAGCUUCUCCUAGAACAUGGUUUAUCAGAAAAACACAUUCAAUCUUUGAUUCUAAGCUCACCCAAGAUCUUGUUUUCUGAUGUUGAUAAGGUACUCAGACCAAAGCUCCAAGCUUUGGGGAAGUUGGGAAUGGAUGGUUAUGAUUUGGGCAAGUUCAUUUCGAAGAAUCCAACGGUAUUGGCGCGAAGCUUGGAGAAGAAGUUAGUGCCAAGCAUUGAAAUUCUCAAAGACAUUUUGGGAAAUGAUGCAAAAGGUAAAGACUUCAUGAGAAUUUUAAGAAGUAGAUGGAUUUUGUGGGCAGACCCUCAAAGGUUAUUGGCUAAUCGCGCCUUUUUAGAGAGUUGUGGCGUCGUUGGGCCUCAACUCGUUUCGUUAUUGAAGAAAGAGCCUCGCAUUUGCCUUAUGCAAGAAACCGAGCUUAGAGAGCUUGUUUGUAGAGUGUUGGACAUGGGAGUUUCGCUCGGUUCAACUAUGUUUCCCCAUGCACUCCAUGCAGCCGGGGGCCUAAGCAAACAAACGCUCGAGAAAAGAUUCGAGCUUCUUGGUAAUCUCGGGUUUUCCAAGGAAGAAUCAUUGGAAAUGUUUAGAAGAGCACCACAUUUGCUUAGAACAUCUAACAAGAAGUUGGAGUUUGGAGUUGAUUUCUUCUUGAACACGGCGAAAUUCAACAAGUUAAGGUUGAUUCGAUCGCCUGCAUUGUUGAUGUUUAGCAUGGAGGGAAGGGUGAUUCCUAGGUACAAGGUUUUGGAGGUUUUGAAGAUGAAAAAGUUGUUUAAGAAUGGUCCUAGUUUUCAUACUAUGUUGGUGUGUUCUGAGGCUCAGUUCUUGGAAAAAUUUGUGUUGAAAUUCAAAGAUGAUGCAGAUGAACUCAUGGCUGCUUUUAGAGAUCAUAAUAAGUCUGAAUUGAAUUCACAUGAAUAAGAAUAAGACUUAGAAGUUUAAGGCUUUAUAUAACUGAAAAUAUUUAUAGAUAAAAAUAUUUUCUCAAGAAAAAAAUAUCACUUAUAAAUUAUUUUUAGCUUCCCCUUGACCGAGAAUAUAAGAUUUGUUGAUUUUUAAAUUAAUUUUUAUUUAAAUUAGAUUGA